AUGUUCUUCCUCCAUACUGAAGCCAAAACGCAGAAAGCGACGAAGAGGAAUCCAGAUGUUGCUGGGAACUUAUUUAGUUUAAUCAGACACAGAGGGUGUUUCCGGUUUCCGUGUUUACGCGUCCUGGGAUCUAAAGACACAGGAGCACGAGGCAGUGCUAAUCUGAUAUUAGCUUAGCAAAGACGAGCGGCUAGAUCAGGAGAAUUUUUAGGUGUCGCCAGAAAAAAAACACACAACAGCGGCUGACUGUAUAAUAAAAGCCGCUCGUGAGUUGAUGCAAAGGGUUUCCGUGUGUGUGUGUGUGUGUGAGAGAGAGAGAGAGAGAGAGUGAGUGAGUGAGUGAGAGAGAGAGAGAGCGAGCGAGCGCGCGCGCGCGCAUGCAAGGCACAGAGGCUCGCGUCUCCACUCCACCGUCACGCAACUUGGACAAAAUGCCAAGUUUGCUGUUAGUCCUGGAGCUCGCGCUGAGCGUGUGUUAAAUGUCUACACUUUUAAACGUGCUGCAGUUUUCCUCGGCUGAUGGUCGCUGACCACGACACCAGUCUAUAAUCCGCCUUUUCGCUUGUAAUUCCUCGACUGAUUAGAUACAGGAAGGUGUGUUUUUAUUGCUGGAAAGGGACCUGAAGGAUGGCUGCCACUUUAUCAGCAGAGGAAGAGCAGGCCACUAAGCAGUUCCUGGAGGAGAUCAAUAAGUGGACAAGUCAGCAUGGAGUCUCUCCCCUGACCUGGGAUGUGGCCGUGAAGUUCCUCAUGGCGCGAAAGUUUGAUGUCCUUCGGGCCAUAGAACUCUUCCACAGCUACAGGGAGACGCGUCUGAGGGAGGGCAUCGUCAAGCUACAGCCCCAUGAAGAGCCACUGCGCUCCGAGCUCCUUAGCGGCAAGUUUACUAUCUUGGGAGUAAGAGACCCCACGGGUGCCUCCAUUGCUCUGUACACAGCAAAGCUGCACCACCCGAAUAAAACGGGCAACCAUGUGGUGCUCCAGGCUCUGUUUUACCUGCUGGACAAAGCGGUCGAGAGUUUCGAGACACAGAGGAACGGACUGGUCUUCAUCUACGACAUGGCCGGCUCCAACUACACCAACUUCGAGCUGGACCUGAGUAAGAAGAUCCUCAACCUGCUCAAGGGUGCGUUUCCUGCUCGGCUGAAGAAAGUGUUCAUAGUCGGCGCUCCCGUCUGGUUCCGAGUGCCCUACAACCUGCUGAGCCUGCUGCUGAAGGAGAAGCUCAGAGAACGGGUCCAGAUGGUGAAGAUGACCGAUCUACGGCAGCACCUUCCCAGAAACUGCCUGCCCGAGCACCUGGGUGGCUGCUUGCCUCUGGACGUCCAUGGCUGGAACCAGCAGCUGCUAGCCGAGCAGAACGGCCGCGUGGAUCCUGUUGACGAGCUGCUGGGCAUCCCACUGGCAACCUCAGCGGUACACACACCAGGCCCAGACGCUAUGCGACUCCCCGAGUUCACAGCUCACCUUGCUCGGGCGCAGCGGAGCGGAAUUUACCACGAGUAUGAAGAGCUUCGUAAAGAGCCGCCGUCCGGAACCUUCCACUGUGCACUGGCUGCCUACAACCAGGAGAAGAAUCGUUACGGCGAUGUCCUGUGUCUCGAUCAAACCCGUGUACGUUUGAAAGCCAGGAGGAACGAGAGAUCGGACUACAUCAAUGCCAGCUUCAUGGACGGCUACAAACAGAGGAACGCGUACAUCGGAACUCAAGGGCCGCUGGAGAAAACCUAUGACGAUUUUUGGAGAAUGGCGUGGGAGCAAAACGUGCUGGUCAUCGUCAUGACAACGAGGACAGACGAGGGCGGCAGGAAGAAGUGUGGACAGUACUGGCCUCUGCAGGAGGGAGGACAGGAAGUUUAUGGACACAUAGCUGUGGUGAACCAGAGAGUGGACAACCAUUCCCAUUACAAUCAGACCUUUCUAGAGCUGCAUAACACUGAGACGUGUGAGCAGAGGCAGGUGAGCCACUUUCAGUUCCUGAGCUGGCCCGACUACGGCGUUCCCUCCUCGGCGCUGUCUCUGCUCGACUUCCUGAGCACGGUGAAGAGACAGCAGAAGAGGGCAGUGAAGGCUCUGGGCUCACAGUGGAGAGGUCAUCAUCUGGGUCCACCGAUGGUCGUCCACUGCAGCGCAGGCAUCGGCAGGACUGGUACGUUUUGCGCUUUGGACAUCUGUCUGUCCCAGCUGCAGGACGUUGGGACGCUGAACGUGUGCCAGACGGUGAGGCGCAUGAGAACGCAGCGCGCCUUCAGCAUCCAGACUCCAGAACAGUAUUAUUUCUGCCACACUGCCAUCCUCGAGCACGCCCAGCGUAACGGACAGGCCUCUAAUCAGUGAGAGACGGAGCCGGUCAGCAGCUCGCUUGGUAAUAGGAAUUUUUAAACAUUUGCCACGGACCCCGAAUCCCCUUCUCCCCCAAAAAAUAUCUCCCUGACAUAUACACCAAGCACAGUAUUUUUGGACUCUUGUAAAAUUGCUGAUGUGUAAAAAGUGCCAUCGCCAUAACAAUCAUAGCCACUGGUGUAUUACCAAGAGGCCUAAAUCUCUGCUGGAUCCAACUGAAGACUCAGUAAGUUUGUGUCUUGUAGCUAAUUAGUAACGCUGUAUGAAUCAGAGAUGUUCACUACGCGGCCAAAUGUUCGUACGUUCUCAAAAAACCAGUAACGUUUAGCUGUAUAAACAAAUGAUGUAAAAAAAAAAAAAAAAAAAGUAAACGUUUUUAUUUACUCUCAGCAAAAAGGCUGCAUUUAUUAAUAUAAAAAAAGUAGAGCAUCAGUUUGAAACUCUGUGUAAACCCUGCGGACUCGAGACUUUCGACCCGCAGCUCAGUUAAGGGACCUGUGCCGAUUUUAUUCCGUCAGCACAGGUCUGACGUCAGAAGAUAUCAUCACUGAAUCAGUUCUGAUGCUUCAGAAGAACUCGUCAUCUUCCUCUCGACUACAGUUUCACACUGGACGCAGUGUGUCGAGCCUCUGUCCUGUUAGCGUCCCACAGGCUGAAGUCUCAACCUACAUUUACUGUAUUUAACAAUGAGUAUGUAGCACUAUUCACAAAUGAACUGCUUCCCACACCUACCCAUGGUAAAUAUAUACGUUGUCUGGGUUUUGUUUGAACUUUUUUAUAUUUAUAUCUUAAACUAGCUUCACUGUACACUGUCCGUAGGAAACAAUGGGCCUCGUUUAUCAAUCUUUUACUGAAGUCGUGUGUAAAAGUUUGUGUAAGGAGAAAACCGAAAUAAAACUUAAUAAAAAUAAAGCUUCAGAAACGCUGACUUUCUUCAUAAUGGCAAAUCGGCCAUAAUAGUGGGCGCCUGCACGGCAAAGCUGAUUUUAAGUUUGCUGACGCCCACAGAACGCCGUAAAAUGGGGGAGUUGCUGGGGAGCGCUGAAAUGGGCAGUGAACAACAACUACAAUAGACUUUCUCACAGGUAGAAAUGGAAGUUAUUUUGAGUCGCGUCUGUGCCAAUAAAAUAAAAAUACAUAUUGUUCAACAGCUCCUAAAAAGGCCAAAGUCAGUCACCGAAUGACAGAAAAGGUGAAUCUGAUGUGAAUUAAGUGAAAAUGGAGGAAAUAUAUCUACUGUACUGUACUGUACCCAGGUGAUCAUGAACAACAAGCACAUCUCACAGGGAAACUGACUUUUUUAUUUAUUUAUUUUUUAAUUCAAAGCGAGGCGUCUCGUCGACUGUUGACCAACAGUCCCUCACACACCAAAGCACGCUCCUGGAUGCCAUGCUGGAAAAGCAGGAGUGUGUAGGGAGCCUGAUGUUGGCACGCAGAACAUUAGGGAGGUAUACGGCACAUCACAGCUUGAGACGUACCAGAUCGCUCACUUAUCGCUCACUUAGUGCUGGCUCUAAUAAAGUGUUGCACAGCAUUAAAAGAAAUACCUACUGAUUGAAAUUGAGAGCACAAUCCGUAUAUAAAAGUGCAGUAAUCCAUGCACACGAUACGAUCUGAAGCCGAUCGGCUGAGGUUUACGUUAGUUGGGCGGAUUUACACACUCACGUGCUCCUACAAACGAUUUGCAAGGGUCCAGCUUGAUAAAUGAGACCCAAAUGUUUGUCCCGGUGGAUUUAUGAAAAAUGUAUGAUUUUGUUUGUUUGUUUACACUUCUCUUCGGUGUCUGUGAGAUUAUUUUAACAUGCUAUGAAGCUCUUCAGGCAGCAAGUCGUCUAAACUCAAGUCCAUUUGUGCUUUUUUCCUCCGCUUCAUUUCAAAAUAGUGCUGCUGAUGACCUCCCUGCUUAUGAUUAGCAAAUAUUGAAUUGUUUCAAUUGUUCCUUUUUUUUCAUUCUUUAUUACUCAAUAUGCAUUCAGUUAGCUCCAAAACAAUAUUAGACCAUGACGCUUUGUUUUGGAUUUUAACUGCGUGAACCAUUUAGACCAGUUUAAGAUUGUAGUUAACAUUUGCAUUAAACAUCAUUCCACCAGCAGGGCUAAAAAGGAAAAAAAAAAAAAAAAAAAGCUAAACAAUCUUUUCAUUUAAUUUUUAAAUGAUAAAGAUGUUUUCCACCUGUAUUUUAUUUCAUUUACAUUUACGUUUAUGGCCCUGAGCAGGUGAGGGUUAAGGGCCCAACAGCGGUAGCUUAGCAGUGCUGUGGGCUUGAACUCUUGAUCUUCUCAACCCCUUGAACUUCUGAUCAGUAUCCCAGAGCCUUUAACCAGUGUCCUUUUCUGAUUAUUUCAGCUUCAUUAGGUCCUGCUGUCCUUCCACUGAUCCGCCUAUAAUUUACGCGCUCGGACACUAAUAGUGGACUCUAGAUAACGGCCAAAUGUCUUACAGACUGCAAAUGAUCACCACAUAAAUCAGCAAGGCUAAAAAAAUUAAAAUGAAAAAAACUGCUGUACGUCCAAUCAUCCAAACACAUCUGGUGCACUCACUCGUAAUCGGAAUAAGAAUGUGUACGAAGUAUGACUAUGUGGAAGAGGAAAAUGAAAUGUUUGAAAAUUCUGCACACUGUAAGCACCACACUUUCAAAUUCAGCAUCUCGGGUAAAAGUGUCAGUGUCUAGGUUUCGAGCUCACGGCAUAAAACACGUCCUGUCUGGCAUUUCGAUGGGUUUGAAGGACACCUACUUUGGAGGUGAUGUAGUCAAGACCCUGAAGGUUUUUUAUCACGUGACAGACAAUGUAAAUACGUGUUGUGAGCUGAUGAUGGGUAUUUUCAUGAUCUGAGACCAAGCUGUGUUUUUACAGCCUGUAGGCAUCUUUUUUACAAAGUAGGAGAGUUGUUUUUUCCUUUUACAAAAAACACUUUGGAGCUCUUGGCUCUCCAGUGGGACUGGACAGCCACUGCAUCGCACUCCAUCUUCAGCUUCUGCUUUGCUUCUUUGGGCAGGAUGUACUUCCUGACGUAAAAAAAAAAAAAAACACCCUUUUGCUGUGGUUUGUAAAUGCUGUUCUUUAUAUUACCGAUGUAAAAGUAUGGCUUUUAGGUCUCACAUCUCUGUAUAACCAUAUAAAAAGCACUUUCAGGCAGGCGUUCACUCACUAUGUGCAUUCACUGUAUCUGCAGACAUUGUGUAAGAGUAGAGGACUAUAACACCACAUAUUCCAUAGCUGAUGUGAUGUUCUAUACUGUGGUGUGGACAAUGCAGUUAGUUGGAAAAUGACCAAUGUGCAAAAUCAGACAGUGUUCCCUGUUAAUCACACGUUUGUAACUCCGAUACAGGUCAAGUUUCAUAAGAUCAUGUAUUUUGUUCUUGGGUAUGUAAACCAUUUGCUACUCAAUUCAUAUUGAAUUUGCUUGUAGUGAAGCGUCUUGUAAACACUUGUAUGGAUGCGUACGAAGGUAUAGAAAAAAGUAGUUCUUCAAACAAUGGACACAAAAAUUAACUUUCAACUUUAUUUUUCUAUUAUACUCAACAAACUACUUCAUUUGCAAAUAGCUACUUAUAUAUAUAUAUAUAUAUUUUUUUUUUCUCAUUCUGUAACAUGUUUGUUUGUAUGAUGUUAUGGUCAUGUAAUCAAAGUAUAUAAUCAGUAGUGCCAUGCUGUCUGCUUGUACGUGUCAAACACUUGAAUUUAUGACCAAGUACAUUUGAUUUGAAGGAGAUAAUGGUGUAAUAUGAGGCCGUGCUGAAAUGUGGCGUGUAGAGUGAAGUCCUGUUCCCUGAUUCAGGGACAAGUGGACUCUUGUAAACUAAAUUCCAAGUUACUGUUAAAAAAAAGAGAGAGAGAGAAAUUAAACGGAUCAUUUCAUCAUA
Molecule: messenger RNA, 6208 nt
Organism: Ictalurus punctatus (channel catfish)
Lineage: Eukaryota; Metazoa; Chordata; Actinopteri; Siluriformes; Ictaluridae
Gene: ptpn9a
Product: protein tyrosine phosphatase non-receptor type 9a
Exons: 13
Coding region: 628-2337 (569 amino acids)
Biological process (GO): protein dephosphorylation
Molecular function (GO): protein tyrosine phosphatase activity
Source: RefSeq, a predicted model, not a curated record